AUGAGGCAAAGUGAGACGAGACGACCACGGGAAGGGGCCCCUCAAGCCAAGGCGCCAAGGCCUUGGGCCCCAUUUGCCAAGAUGGUUGCUUGUUACUUCACUCUUGAGUUUGAACAUGGAGAGCAGUUUGUUGAUAUUAGCCCUGUUUUGAGAUACAAUGGAGGUAACAUCAACAAGUUUGAUAACAUUGAUCCAGAUUUGAUGCCACAAAUUGAGUCUAAUACUCCUACCUAUGACUACAAAUUCAAAAUUGAUUAUGGUUCCACUUUAUAUGAUGGUUUACCUGAUACUGUGGUAAGAUAUACUACUGACCCAUUUGAUGAUUUAUUAGAUUUGGACUUGCUCUACGUUUAUAAUGGUAUACUCGCUGAGGGUACAUGUGACAAAAGAAAUAGAAGUAGGGUUGACCAGAUAAAGUCAAAACUUGGAGAUAAUUGUUCUGGAGUUAGGAGGGAGAGUGGCUUGGAAGAGGGCAAGGCCAAAUCUAAUGAUUAUUUGUCUGAUGAAGGCAAUGAUCAUCUAUAUAGCCCUCUUAACUCAGAUGAUGAUGUAAUAAAUAUAAGGUAUCAAGAAUUCAUGGAGGCUACUAAUAUGUGUAAUCCCAAAUUGCCAUUGGGAAUGAUCUUCAGCUCAGCUAUUGUAUUUAGGAUGUUAAUUAGGCAACAUGCUAUUAUGGAUGGUUUUGACUCUAGAUACCUUAGGAAUAAUGGUGACAGAGUCACAACAGUGUGUUCAUAG
This is a messenger RNA of Ilex paraguariensis (yerba mate), 738 nucleotides long. The record is from the annotation of a GenBank genome assembly. Lineage: Eukaryota; Viridiplantae; Streptophyta; Magnoliopsida; Aquifoliales; Aquifoliaceae.